UCAAUUUUUUUUUUAAAAAAAAACAUGGUACAGAUUAUAGGUAAUAUCAUAGCAGCUAGUAAUACUGCACCAGUUUGGAAAGAAACUCAAUCAAAAGUAUGGAUUACCUUUUCAAAAGUUAAAGGACUAAACAUAAGUGCAAAAGGUAAACUUGAUGCAAGAGGAGCUGACUGGUGGAAGACUUGUUCAAAUACCCUAGCGUUUCAUGGUUGUUCGUCCUUUCGGGUGCACGGAUUAACCUCAGUCAAUAGUGCACGAAACCAUAUCUCUAUAAGCGGUUGCAGCCAUGGAACCUUAAGUUCCAUCACUUUUACUGCCCCAGAUGAAAGCCCUAAUACCGAUGGCUUUAACAUUAUUGCCACAUCAAACAAUAUUGAAAUUCUCGAUAGUAACAUUGGAACUGGUGAUGAUUGUAUUGCAAUUAACAAUGAUUCCUCUUAUAUCAACGUCACUGGAGUGAGAUGUGGUCCCGGCCAUGGUAUUAGUGUUGGAAGCUUAGGAAAAAAUGGAGAAGAAGCCAGAGUUGAGGAAAUACAUGUAAAAAACUGUAGUUUCAUUGGAACAGAUAAUGGAGCAAGGAUCAAAACAUGGCAGACCAGUGCCGUUUGGAUAAGUGAUGUUACAUUCAGAGGCAUCCGAGGGACAAUCAGAAAAGAAAAGGCAAUUAACCUACACUGUAGUGAAAAAGUAGCUUGCACCAACAUUUUGGUAGAAGACAUCAACUUAAAUUCCCUUGUUUCAAACAAGAAAGCUUAUUCCUCUGGCACCAAUGCUUAUGGAAGAACUUCUCGAUCGACUCCUCUAGUUGAAUGUUUAUUAAAAUAACAGCCUAAAAGCUUUGUCUUUAUGCAUUGAUGAAGACAUCAUUGUUCCCGCAUCUUAUAUACAAGUCUAACAACCAUCAAAAAAUUUGUAUCCAUGCAAACUUUGAAAUAAAGUUCUUCAUACUUU
Messenger RNA from Rubroshorea leprosula, 951 nucleotides. The record is from the annotation of a GenBank genome assembly. NCBI's taxonomy places the organism in Eukaryota, Viridiplantae, Streptophyta, Magnoliopsida, Malvales, Dipterocarpaceae.